Papaver somniferum (opium poppy) is the source of this 780-nucleotide messenger RNA. RefSeq lists its product as uncharacterized. The transcript is spliced from 2 exons. The coding region runs from base 1 to 780 and encodes 259 amino acids. The record is from RefSeq and is a predicted model, not a curated record. NCBI's taxonomy places the organism in Eukaryota, Viridiplantae, Streptophyta, Magnoliopsida, Ranunculales, Papaveraceae.
AUGUUCGAUGACAAGUAUUUCCCUCAGAGUGUUCGAAAUGAUAAGGAGAGAGAGUUUAUUUCUUUUCAGCAAGAUAACUUAUCUGUUAUGGAGUAUGAUAUUGAAUACUCAAGAUUGUCGAUGUUUGUACCCCACCUAGUAGAUACUGAAGAGAAAAAUAAUCGUCGGGUUGUAUAUGGUUUGAAAGCCGUGUAUCAGAGGCAUAUUGUUGGAAAUCCAAUGAUUGACACUUAUGUUAGGGCUGUUGAAUGUGCCAUGGAGCUUGAGCAAGAUUUUUUGGCUCAUAAGAGGGAUGAAGAGUACCUGAAGAAGGAGAGUAAGGUUGACCGUGCAUCAAAAGCUUCGUCGAGUCAACAUGGCGGUGGGAAGAAAAGAAAGGGGCAUUUGAAUCAAGGGAAUCGUGGUCAGAAGGAUGGCGGCAACGAAAGAGCAGUAGUGUCAGCUGAAGGUGAGGUUGUUGGCGCUAAACCAAUUAAUUUCUACGGGUUUUGUUAUAACUAUCGUGAAAGGGGGCAUAAGGCAUCAGAAUGUACCAAAGAAAAAGUUCAGACAACAGAUAUACGUGAGCAACCAAACACUGGGGUUGCAAACUGUAAUGUGCAUCUUCGUGGCCAGGGUCAACUCUUUGCUGUGCAACCUCCUGAGACGGAGAAUGCUACUUUAGGAGGUACUUUCUUUAUUUUAGGAGAGACUGUUAGUAUUUUAUUUGAUACCGGAGCUACUCAUUCUUUCAUUUUUGCUAAGUUAGUUCGCGUGGUAAAUUUCUAUGAAAGUGUGUGA